Olea europaea var. sylvestris is the source of this 786-nucleotide messenger RNA. RefSeq lists its product as uncharacterized. NCBI's taxonomy places the organism in Eukaryota, Viridiplantae, Streptophyta, Magnoliopsida, Lamiales, Oleaceae. The transcript is spliced from 3 exons. The coding region runs from base 1 to 786 and encodes 261 amino acids. The record is from RefSeq and is a predicted model, not a curated record.
AUGAGUUGGUUUUUCACGAAGUUGAGGGAAGUAAUUGGAGAUGUCGAAAAUCUUGCAUUCGUAACCGAUCGAGGGCAGUCAAUAAUAAAUGGUAUCGCCGAAGUCUUCCCCGAGGCACAUCAUGGUUAUUGUAUGUACCAUAUACAGGGAAACCUGAAGACCAGGUAUCGAGGCAAUGGCGUCGUUGCGUUGUUUAGGAGAGCUGCAGAGGCUUACAGUUUUGAAGAGUUUGAUAAGUUCAUGGUCGAAAUAGACAAGUCGCCUAACGAUUUAUUCAAGAAAGAUCGAGAGUUACCAAUUCUUGCAAUGAUUGAGAACAUUCAUGACAAGUUACAACAGUGGUUUCAUGAUCGACAUGAGGAAUCACAGAGCUGUGCAAGUGUGCUAACCCCGGCUCAAGAAGAUAAGCUCUUCAAGACUCUAGAUGUGGCAAGAAAGUUGGAGAGUUUUCCAUGUACACAUGCAGUGGCAGUGGCUAUGCAUAGAGGAUUACCACCACACACCUUAUGCAGUGUGUAUUACAUGACUGAUUAUUGGAGAGCAGCAUAUGCGGAAACAAUAUUUCCUGUACCAAAUGAAGUCGAGUGGGAAGUGCCCGACCACAUUCUCCCACUGAAUAACUUGUUGCCACCAGCAGUUGGACCACGUACUCCUGGACGUACACGUACGUCUAGAAUACCAUCUACCGGAGAGUUUCCCCAGCCUCGUAGGUGCGGUGCAACAGGGCAUACUAGAAGAUAUUGUACAAGUCAGAUUCCUCUACAUGACAAUGUAACGGAUGUGUAA